Messenger RNA from Lepisosteus oculatus (spotted gar), 2321 nucleotides. RefSeq names its product serine hydroxymethyltransferase 2 (mitochondrial) (gene shmt2). The record is from RefSeq and is a predicted model, not a curated record. Gene Ontology annotation, cellular component: mitochondrial matrix; mitochondrial inner membrane; cytoplasm. Gene Ontology annotation, biological process: tetrahydrofolate interconversion; regulation of oxidative phosphorylation; folic acid metabolic process. Gene Ontology annotation, molecular function: cobalt ion binding; zinc ion binding; pyridoxal phosphate binding. NCBI's taxonomy places the organism in Eukaryota, Metazoa, Chordata, Actinopteri, Semionotiformes, Lepisosteidae.
GCGCAUUCCCGUGGUCUUAUGCGCCUUCCUCCUCCUGACAGCCUGUGGUUUGUGUUAUCAACGUGGUACUUGGCUACAACUCUUCUCUUUUCCCUCGACACGACAAGACUUCUCUCGGAAAGACCCCAGACAUGCUGUCGUUGACGCUGAGGCAGUUUGCGCGUCCCUUGGUGCGCCGCCUGCCCUGUGCCACCGUGGCCGGCGCCCGCGGUCAGCACGCCCAGCCCGUGGCCCAGCGGAGCGAGGGGCCGCAGUGGACCGGACGGGAGAGCCUGGCCGCCGACGACCCCGAGAUGUGGGACCUGGUGCAGAAGGAGAAGGACCGGCAGCUGCGCGGCCUGGAGCUCAUCGCCUCGGAGAACUUCUGCAGCAGGGCUGCCCUGGAGGCCAUGGGCUCUUGUCUCAACAAUAAGUAUUCAGAGGGAUAUCCGGGGAAGAGGUACUACGGUGGCGCGGAAGUGGUCGACCAGAUUGAGCUGCUCUGCCAGAAGAGAGCCCUGGAGGCCUUUGACCUGGACCCCAAAUGCUGGGGGGUCAACGUGCAGCCCUACUCCGGCUCCCCUGCCAAUUUCGCCGUGUACACGGCCGUCCUGCAGCCUCACGACCGCAUCAUGGGGCUCGACCUGCCCGACGGUGGCCACCUCACUCAUGGCUACAUGUCUGACGUCAAGAGGAUUUCAGCCACAUCUAUUUACUUCGAGUCCAUGCCGUACAAGCUGAAACUCGAGACCGGAAUAAUCGACUACGACCAGCUGGAGGUGACGGCCCGACUCUUCCGUCCCCGGCUGAUCAUCGCGGGAACCAGCGCGUACGCCCGCCUCAUCGACUACGCCAGGAUGAAAAAGGUAUGCUCUGACGUAAACGCGUACCUGCUGGCGGACAUGGCUCAUAUCAGUGGCCUGGUGGCAGCCAAGGUGAUUCCCUCCCCGUUUGAACAUGCUGACAUUGUCACCAGCACCACACACAAGACCCUCCGUGGAGUCAGGUCCGGGCUGAUCUUUUACCGUAAGGGGGUGCGCUCCGUGGACAAGAAGGGCAAGGAGGUGAUGUACGACCUGGAGGACCGCAUCAACUUCUCCGUCUUCCCCUCGCUGCAGGGCGGCCCGCACAACCACACCAUCGCAGGGGUGGCCGUGGCACUCAGGCAGGCUGCCAUGCCCAUGUUUAAGGAGUACUCUGCCCAGGUCCUGCGCAACGCCAAGGCCAUGUCCAACGCCCUGCUGAAGAAGGGCUACACACUGGUGUCAGGCGGUACAGACAAUCACCUGGUUCUGGUUGACCUGAGGCCAAAGGGGAUGGAUGGCGCCCGGGCAGAGAGGGUGCUGGAGCUGGUGUCCAUCACUGCCAACAAGAACACCUGCCCUGGGGACAAGAGUGCCCUCACCCCCGGGGGGCUAAGACUGGGAGCCCCGGCUCUGACGUCCCGGCACUUCAAGGAAGCGGACUUUGAGAAGGUGGUGGACUUCAUGGAUGAGGGCUUUCAGAUCGCAAUCGAUGUGAAGAAGAAGACAGCCAAGCUCCAGGACUUCAAGACAUUCCUGCUGCAGGACCCCGAGACCAAGGCCAGGAUUGCAGACCUACGGCAGAGGGUGGAGCAGUUCGCCCGCUCCUUCCCCAUGCCUGGGUUCGAGAGUCACUAACCCUCCCAGCGAAGAGGGAGAGAGAGCGCAGUCGGGCACAGAGCCAGCCCCAGUCACCGCAGACCCCAACUUUCUGAUCAGAGAACAGAUAAACCAGAAUUCUCUACCUGAUUGAAUCCUUCCCACUUGAUUGAGCUUGAGACUGAACACUUCAGCGCCACGUCUUAUAUUUCUACAGUUCCGUUCUCGGGCAAACGAAAAAGCAUAGUUACACUCCUUUCCUGUUCAGAAGGCCUGUUGUAUUGUAUUCUAAAGGAGCUGUAUGACGCCAACGUCCUGCAGAAAAACAACCAGAUUAAGUUUUGGAGAGGUCAUCAGCUCUUGUAUAAUAUGGUCACAUGCAUCUCUAAUCCUCCAGAGCCUGAUGGUUAUAGCUUCAGGAAAAAAAAAGUAUUUGACAGUAUUAAUUUACUGUUUGAGCCAAUGAAAGACGUUUGCAGUUCUGCAGUCACCGUGUUUAUUUAAAGGUACCAGUUAAUUACACUGGCUGGCCACCCUCAGAGGUGAGAGUCUGGCACCUUUAGUGCUCCAGGCCCCAGCUGAUGCUCUGGAAGAGAGCCCCUGCUAACCACCCAAUAUGUUUCACUCAUGUAAUUGUCCUUGCAGGAUGACUCAGGACAAAAAAAAAAGUAAAUGUUUUCCAGUUUCUUAUUCCUUGUGAAUGACUUGUUGUGAACUUGA